CAGACGCAGGAGCAGGCGAAGAAGUAGAGGAUCCAGAGGCAGAAUGACACGUCCACCAAAUAAUGACAAUCUUAUGACCUUUAAAUUGGUCGUUGUUGGAGAUGGAGGUGUUGGCAAAAGCGCACUUACAAUACAGUUUUUUCAGAAACUGUUUGUUGCGGACUAUGAUCCAACUAUUGAGGAUAGUUAUAUACAACACACGGAGGUAGACAAACAGUGGUGCAUCUUGGAUGUAUUAGACACAGCUGGUCAGGAAGAAUUUAGUGCUAUGCGUGAACAAUAUAUGCGAAAAGGUGAUGGAUUUCUUUUGGUAUAUUCAGUGACUGAUAAACAAUCGUAUCAAAACAUCGUCAAUUUUCAUACUCAAAUUCUACGAGUGAAAGAUAGAGAUAUUUAUCCUAUGUUACUGGUGGCUAACAAGGUUGAUUUGGUACAUUUGAGAAAAGUUACAGAAGAACAGGGAAGAGAAUUAGCUUAUCGUUUGGGCAUACCUUAUAUUGAAACUUCUGCCAAAGAUCCACCGUUAAAUGUAGACGUGGCAUUUCACGAGGUUGUUCGUAUUAUCAGAAAUCAACCCCCAGCUGAAUUGGAGAAAAAUCAAAAAAAGCGACGACGUGCUUCAAAAAAGUGCAACAUUUUAUAA
Cyphomyrmex costatus is the source of this 643-nucleotide messenger RNA. RefSeq names its product ras-related protein M-Ras. NCBI's taxonomy places the organism in Eukaryota, Metazoa, Arthropoda, Insecta, Hymenoptera, Formicidae. Bases 44 to 643 code for a protein of 199 amino acids. The record is from RefSeq and is a predicted model, not a curated record. The transcript is spliced from 3 exons. Gene Ontology annotation, molecular function: GTP binding; GTPase activity. Gene Ontology annotation, cellular component: membrane. Gene Ontology annotation, biological process: signal transduction.